GGUAACGCGCGGCCGGAGCGCGUCACCGCUUCCUGGAGCUCACGUUGCUGCUGACAUCAGAGGCGCAGCUCGGGGGGGAAAAACUCAGCUCAGUUCUGUAGUGUGUGUUGAGACAGGCAAAGCGCAGGUCGGGGCAAACUUUCCUCUGCAUCCCGUCGGCAGCUGCAGUUUCUCCUCCUGCGUAAACACGACCUCCCGCUCUGGAUUAUGCUCCUCUGAGACCACAGGCGCUCUCUGCCCCGGUCCAGCUUGUUCACGUUUUUUGUUUCUGCGCUACAGCACUGUUUCCGGAUUCCAGUUGACUGUUUUUGGGAAGGUUUUUCUCGCAUCUGUCGGAUUUUCCCCGACGUCCAUUGGAUAUAGAGUCCUGCCCAAAACCCAGUCAGCCUCAGAAAUCCUGCAGCCACCGCCAGAACAUGGACACCCUCAUGCAAGGGUGAAGUCUUCGUUUUUGAGAAGUUGAGCUCUGUGCUCGAGUUCAACAGGGUCACUUCCUGAUGAUGACAGUAAACAUGGAUGACGGUCUCCAAAAUGGACCCGGACAGCACAGGAGCACACAAGAUGACGAGGAGGCGCUCAACUCCAUCAUGAAGGACCUGGCAGCCCUGGGCCGCUGCUACAGCCAGCAAAACAGCCACAAGCCCAAGAACAGGACUCUACUCUACAGACAGGAUUUAAGAGUGAAGCUGGAGCAUGAGAGAGAAAAACGAAUCAUCCCCUUUCAGAGGCCGCUGAAGAUCAAGGAGCUGCAGCAGAAAGUGACGGAGGCCUUUGGCCAGCAGAUGGACAUGUUCUUUAUGGAGAAAGAGUUGCUGCUGCCCCUGAAGAGCCAGGAAGACCUUGAUCAGGCCGUGCUGACUCUGGGCUGUGGUUCUGGGACCAACGGGCUUCUCAGGAUACUGCUUAAGACCCCCAAAAACAACCAUUUUCUACAGGUGAACGGCAGGGACAAACAGAGCGAGAUGAAAUCGUCGCGGUCGCUGGGAGAUCUGAAGGGGUCUUUGCUCAAGGGCUCCGAGAGGGUGCGCAAACACUCCACAGGCUCCCUCCACACAGGCCGGACGUCCCCGCCUCCAGGCAGUGUCCCAGAAGAGCAGCAGCAGAUCGCCCGCCAGGGCUCCUACACCAGCAUCCACAGUGAAGGGGAGUUCAUCCCAGAGACCUCAGACCAGAAUAUGCUGGAUCCUUUUGGGAGUGCAGACAACUCACUGUCAAGCAGCUGCCAGUCAAUAGACCAAGCACUGGACAGCCCGCCUUUCUCCCAGAACAACCGUGACAAUAAUUGCCUGAAUCUCAACUAUGAAUACAAAGGCCGCAGUGGUAAAGGAGGGACCUUCCCACGCCAGUUCCAGUUGCCCAAUCGCAGCAAAGAUUACGGAGAUCGUCGCAGGACCCUCCCGCGCAGCUUCAUGCCGCAGGAGAACCUGUUCCAGCUGGUUCCCUCCAGCCGCACGCGCAGCUAUAACGGCGACAGCACGCUGCAGUACAGCGACCUGCGCUCGCUGGGCAAAAGCUGCCAGCGGGGCACGACCAAGUCACCGCGGGCGCCAGUCAACUGGCGACAGGGAAAGCUCCUGGGGCGAGGGGCGUUCGGGGAGGUCUACCUCUGCUACGAUGCCGACACGGGCCGCGAGCUGGCCGCCAAGCAGGUGCCCUUUGAUCCCGACUGUCAAGAGACGAGCAAGGAAGUGAACGCUCUGGAGUGUGAAAUCCAGCUGCUGAAAAACCUGCGACACGACAGGAUCGUCCAGUACUACGGCUGUCUGCGGGACCUGGAACAGAGAAAACUCACCAUUUUUGUGGAGUUCAUGCCUGGGGGCUCAAUAAAGGACCAGUUAAAAGCUUACGGAGCUCUUACGGAGAAAGUGACAAGAAGAUACACCAGACAGAUCCUCCAGGGAGUCUCCUACCUGCACAGCAACAUGAUUGUACACAGAGACAUCAAAGGUGCUAACAUCCUGAGAGACUCUUCAGGGAAUGUGAAGCUUGGAGACUUUGGAGCCAGCAAACGUAUCCAGACCAUCUGCAUGUCUGGUACAGGAAUCAAGUCUGUCACUGGCACCCCCUACUGGAUGAGCCCCGAAGUCAUCAAUGGGGAGGGAUAUGGCCGGAAGGCCGACGUAUGGAGUGUCGCCUGCACUGUUGUUGAGAUGUUGACUCAGAAACCUCCCUGGUCAGAGUUUGAGGCCAUGGCAGCCCUUUUUAAGAUUGCCACGCAGCCCACGAAGCCCCUGCUUCCAGACGGCGUGUCCGAAGCGUGUAAGGACUUCCUGCGACAGGUCUUUGUGGAGGAGAAGUGGCGGCCGAGUGCAGACGUUCUGCUCAGCCACACGUUUGUCCAGGGGAGCUUCUGAGGCCGGUGGACGAGCGUCCCCAUCCCCUGUCCCCUGCCCCGUGAGGCCCCCCUGGCCCCCGGCGCGCCCCCUCCUCUCCGGCCCGCCUCACUCCCCGGGUCCCCUUCUCAUCGCCUGGUUUCGGAGCUCAGCGACCCUCCAGCUGUCAGCCCUGUCGUCGACCACCAGUUUCUGCCUUGCCAGGACCCGCGUCUCUCUCGCCAACUAGCUCAAACCCAGACUGUUCUCUGAGAGGCGAGGCCGAGUGCUGGCCGGACCUGCAGAGUCCUCCCAGGCACCGUUCUGUGUUCCCACAUGAGGGGACUUGGAAGAGGGCACUCAACAGACUUGCAUAAUUCAGAAGGCUCUCCGACAACAGGAGCAAGAAAAGUGGCCAAAGUCAGAGUCAAGUGGUGCCUGGAGCUCUCUGGGUCUCACUUUAGAUGCAUUUACUGCUGCAGAGGAGUGUCUCUGAACAGCGUAGACACCCUGAUAGACCAAUUUUGACACCUUGAGAUUGGUAAAAUAUUUUUGUACUACACACACCAGUUCAUCUUAGCAGAUGAGAUUUCUAUUGUCACCUUUAAGAAACUGUACAUGUAUUUUUGUCAACGCCUUACAGCAAGAAUUUGUAAGUCAGAAUGUCUUUUUUUCUACCAUCUUCGAGGGUUGCCCUUUCCCGGCUUUCAUAGCACUCACAACCCCAUUAAGGAUUGUCAACAUUGCACUUUUGAUAUCAUGCAUCGAGACAUUUACACAUGCAAGAUAAUCUGAUGGAGGAGGAGAUAUUUUUUCUAGUUGAUGCAUUUUUAUAACGUCACGUGAGAACUGUAUUCAUAUAUAAAGAUAAAAAGGAAACCAAAUUUUUUUGCAUUAGCGUGCAACGUCUCUUAAGCAAUACCAACACCGCUGUUGGGGUCACGGACCUUUAUGCCACUGUUGUUUGUGGUGAGCCUCGUUCCAUUUACAAGUUGCCAAAGAAAAAAAACAAACAAACAGACGAGACAGAGAGCUCAAUGUUGACAUGCAGUAUUAAUCGUGUUGGACUUGUCGUCACCUCAGAGCCCUGCAGCCUUUCCUGUCUUACGGCAGCUUCGUGCACACCGGCGUGCUGCUUUAAAACCAUCAUGAACACAUAUUAAAGAAGGCGCCUUCUUUAUGUUUUUCUUUUCUUUCUUCCGUAAGCUCAGUUUGAAUCCACCCACAGCAGGCCUUCCUUGAGCAUGGGAAUGGCCACCAUUCAGAGGGGCCACCUCAUGACCCCACAGCCCUUCUCAUUUAUUUUCUGUAGUCAGCAGAGCUAAGGUGUGGCAUCGCAGAUCAUCUGAAAGCAUCAGGAUGGAACUAAACGCUGGAUUCUUGUGACAUGGGGACGAGGAACUUCCGCUGUGGGCAUAUCUGAGGAGUAGUGAUUAGCUGUAAUACGGUGGCACUAAAGGAAUGAUCAAAUCUCUUUAACCCUAGUCAGUGCCUUACUUAAAUUUGCUUGUAAACACAAAUGUUCAACUGCCAAAGUGGAGAGCUUCCUAGUUAGGCGAGCAGCUGUUCAGUAGAGAGCACAUCCAGGAUUUGCUGAAUUUUUUUUAUAUGGAAAACUAUUAUACUGUAAAUACAUGUUGUUCUGCACUUUUAUAUUUCUUUUACAUUAUAUACAAAUUUGAUGAAAUAGCUACAUUAUACUGUAGGCUGUACUGUGAUCUCAACAAGAAUACGGAUGAAUGUCUCUUUGAGAGCUGGCAGGCAGUAUGAAAAGACUGGGAGGCUUUCGAUUGGGACAGAAUAUUUUUUGUCUUAAUGACAAAGCCUUGAAACAUGAAAUGUAUCAAGUCACUGAUCUUUUGUACAUUUAACUUAAUAAAUUGAAG
Messenger RNA from Menidia menidia (Atlantic silverside), 4198 nucleotides. The record is from the annotation of a GenBank genome assembly. NCBI's taxonomy places the organism in Eukaryota, Metazoa, Chordata, Actinopteri, Atheriniformes, Atherinopsidae.